Hydra vulgaris (swiftwater hydra) is the source of this 2832-nucleotide messenger RNA. RefSeq lists its product as uncharacterized. The record is from RefSeq and is a predicted model, not a curated record. Gene Ontology annotation, molecular function: DNA-binding transcription factor activity; zinc ion binding. Lineage: Eukaryota; Metazoa; Cnidaria; Hydrozoa; Anthoathecata; Hydridae.
AAAGCGCGUCACAAGUUUAGCGCAUGCGUUUUUCAAAUCUUAAAGACCUCGUGAAUUCAAAGUAACUUUUUUGUAUUUAAAACAAGUUCACUUUUUAUUCUUGACAUCAAAAUGAAUAAAAAUAAUUUUUGUCAAGAUUUGGAAGAUGUAGCGAAUGCACAACACAUAUCAACAUCAGCUUCAAAUUCAAUUUUAGCUAUGGAUACAAAGCACAUUUUAGCAACAUUUGCAGAUGUUUGUGCUAAGAUAAAAGAGCAUGAGUUAUUGCACACUGUCCAUUAUAUUGUAGGUUUUAAAAGAAGCAUGGAAAAAAGCUUUGAAGAAGUAUUACUGAAAAAUCACAAAGUGUUUUUUGAGGAUAAGGACGUCUCUUACACAGGAGUACCAUUCAUUGUUUCAUCAAAUAGUACUCUCGACUGUCAACAUGGCAAGGACAAAAAUAUCAAAGCUAAAGCUCUGUAUAACGUUAAAAAAAACUCAGAAGCAAGCUUAGAUCAUUCCUGCAAAAAAAAAAGAAUGACUCUCCAGGUUACCAAGAAAUUUGAUUGUCCUGCCCAAGUUUAUAUUAAAGAAAUAAUUGAAUUUUCCGAAUAUAAGCUGGAUAGAGAUUCAACUUGGCUAAGGAAAGAAAUUUCAAAAAAAUUACGUGCAGUUUUAGCUUUGAAAAAUACAGUUUUAAUGUGCAGAAAAUAUAUAUUGGUAAUUCCUGCGAUUUCUGCUCAUCAAAACCACCUUAUUGGUGAUGAAGCAGGUCUUAAUCAACCUUUAUGUGAAGAACUCAUUAUUAAAAUUAGUGAGUUAGUCAAAAAGGGUGUCAAUUCUGUUUCUGAAAUGAGACGUCAUCUAGCUGCCUUUAUUCAGGUGGAAUUUAAUUCGAAUAACAAUCCUCAGAAGACAAACAAACGUUUUUUCCCAAGGGAUGAUACAAUUGCAAAUCAUAUAUUGAGAGCUAGACGAAAGCUUCAAAGAUCACUUAUAGAUCAAGAAUGUCUUUUGGACAAGAUUAAUGAAUGGAAAAUAUUCUUUCCAGAUGCAACAAUCAAAUUCAGACCCAAGGGAGGAUAUUGUUCAGAAGAGAAUGAUGUAGAUCUUAAAAAUUCAUUGUUGUUUAUAUAUCAAGAUAUAUGGCAAAAGAAACUACUGCUUCGAUAUGGUAACGAGCUUGCCUUCCUUGAUGCUACAUACCGAACAACAAGAUAUGCACUGCCUCUCUUUUUCCUUGUUGUUAAAACUAACAUUGAUUACCAAAUUGUGGCUAUUUUUGUGUGUGAGCAUGAGACCACUGAAGCCAUAACAGAAGCACUUAUGUGCAUCAAAGAAUGGAAUCCUUCAUUCCAGCCAAAGUUCUUUUGUACUGAUUAUUCAAAUGAAGAAAUAAAUUCACUUGAAUCUGUGUUUCCAGGCUGUAAAGUGUUUAUUUGUGAUUUUCAUCGCGAACAAGCAUGGGAACGAUGGCUGUCUAAAACAACUAAUGGGUGUAGCAUGAUAAAGGAUGACAUUAAAGUUAGGCUUCGUGACAUUGCACAUGCGAAAACAGUAGAGGGUUGCCAAAAAGCUGUUGAGAAUUUAGAGGAAUCACUAGAAUGGCAAAAUAACCCAAAACUUGUAGAAUAUUUGAAAAGUACUUGGUUAUGUAUUCAAAAGAGAUGGGUAUUUGCUUAUAGACUAGAUCGAAUUCUGCUGAAUGUCAACACCAAUAAUGGAACUGAAAGACAGAAUCAAUCUUUCAAAUACAGUUUUUUGGAAAAAAGAAAGAAUUCUUCACUAACAGCUAUGCUCAGUAUUUGUAUAGAAGAAUUUCUUCCGCACAAAUAUGACAAUUAUUGUGAUGAUAAUAGAAGAGCACAUGCCUCAUAUAAGAAAUACCAUGAUGAAAUUCCAGCUUAUUUGAUUAAUCGGCCACCAUCUUUAGUUAAGCAUUGUAUGAAAUUAAUAGAUAAAUUACAAGGUGUAGAUUUGCGGGGCAUUAGUGCUAUGACAGACAAAUUAUACAACGUUGCUUCUUUCAAUUCAAAUAGUCGAGAAAUAUACCAAUGUUACCUUGGCGAUUCAGAACACUUGCCAACUUGUUCAUGUCCUAAUUGGUUUCGCAGCUUAUAUCCUUGUAAGCAUUUCUUUGCCAUUUUUAUUAAAGAUAAUCUCACAUGGUCUGCAUUUGGAACAUCCUAUGCAAAUUCUCCUUAUUUCAUGCUGGAUUUAUUGUCAGAUGAAAUUAUUUUAGCACAAUCCAAUGACAUUUUGUUACAAGAUAUUCAUUUUGGGCAUACAACAACAUUUACUGACUUGCCUAUAUCUCCACUUUCUAAACAGAAUGUAAUGGAAACAAAAAGUAUUCAUUGCUCACAAGUAAAUAGUAGUUAUAAUCUUAUUGGUGAGAACCAUACAUCUGCAACUUGUCGUGAGCUUUUAGGUGAAAUUAGACAAAUGAGUUAUUUAUGUCAAUCGCAACAAGCGAUUGAUAAUUUGUUGGAAGGGCUAUGUCAACUUAAAAAAAGUUUAGCAGACAGUCUUCCAACAGAAAGAGGAAUUCUGCUGCGCCCUGAGAUUCAACCUGAUACUUGGAGUAGGUCACUAACUAAUACACCUAAGCUUAGCCAUCUCCCUAUACGCCGCAAAAGAAAAAUGACUAAAAGAGUUGGAGUUAAAUACGACAUUUGUAAAACAGCCACAGACAUUAGUGUAAUAGCUAAAAAUGAUACUACAUUUUCUGAGAUUGUCACAAAUGAUUUGAUUGAUUUUGACAAUUGUGAUACUUUUACUGUUUCUAAUAAUGCAACUGAAAUAAAUACCUUUCAACCGAUGAUAGUAAUCACUUGCAUGGCGCCGACAUAA